AGCGGUCUGCCCAGACACGCACACGGGCCCCCUCGGAUCGGGGGCCAGCUCGGCCCCCUGGCUCCUCACCUCCCCCGGGGCCCACCUGCUUCCCACCCACUGGCCUAGGGGGGGCGGCCCUGGGCGCUGGGCCCUGGGAGCAGCUCCACCCCUUCCCUUCCCUGCACCGCCUGCAGCCACUGCCCCCUCAGCAGCUGUGCCCCCAGCAUUUGUCUCCUGGGCCUCCCCUCCCCGCCCCGCAGCCAGCCCCGCUGGCUUCCCUGAACACGGGCAGGGCUCCCGCGCCGAGGUGGACCCCCAGCAAACCCAGCCCUUUCUCCCCUCCCUCUCCGGGGCCCACCCCGACCCCCGGGCUCCGCCAGCCUGCCGAGAACGAGCAGUAGGAGCAGUCCCCAAAGCUGCCCGCUUGCCACCUGGAGGAAGGUCACUUUUUCUUUAGAGCGAAGGCGCUAAUGGGAGGCACCCUGCCGGCCGGGGAGGCCUGGGCUGCAGUUGCCGCGGGAGGGUCUUGGCACCCCGGGGUGGGUGGCUCCCUCCCCCUAAGCUUUACGCUGACAAAAGAGUUUUGAGUUGGUGUUUUGGCUGAGCCUGCCGAGGAAGGCAGGCUCCUGCAGGAGACUUGGAGGGUCGGAUGCAGCGCCCGGAUGAGGAUGAGGCGUGGCGGAAGAUGCGUUUGGCUCUGCAGACACUGCAUCGGGCAGCAGGGGACUCUGGGAGGCUGGUGCAGCCAGAAGGCAUGGCUCUUGACAGCUUUCUAGUAGAAUCUCUGGAAUUGUGCAUGGCAGAAGAGGAAAGAGACUAACGGGUAUUGAGCACCUACUGUGUGCCAGACCCAGGCCAGGUCCCCCCCACCUCCAGCCAGUCUGUGCAGACUUGCUGCCUGCUGUGUCACCGGGAACGCAAAGGCUGGGAAGAAGGUCCUUCUCAAAACGGACUGGUGUUGCAGGGUGAGAAGCUGCCCCCUGACUUCAUGCCAAAGCUCGUCAAGAACCUCCUAGGCGAGAUGCCCCUGUGGGUCUGCCAGAGCUGCCGGAAGAGCAUGGAGGAAGAUGAGAGACAGACAGGUCGAGAACAUGCGGUGGCGAUUUCCUUGUCACACACAUCCUGUAAAUCACAGUCUUGUGGGGGUGACUCUCAUUCCUCUUCGUCCUCCUCCUCUUCAUCCUCAUCCUCGUCCUCCUCCUGCCACGGGAACUCAGGGGACUGGGACCCCAGCUCAUUCCUGUCAGCACAUAAGCUCUCCGGCCUCUGGAACUCUCCGCACUCCAGUGGGGCCAUGCCAGGCAGCUCUCUCGGGAGCCCUCCUGCCAUACCCGGUGAGACUUUCCCCAUCUCGGAGCACCACCGGCACUCAGACCUCACAGCCCCUCCUAACAGCCCCACCGGCCACCACCCCCAGCCAGCUCUGAUCCCAUCUCACCCUGGAUCCUUUGGCUCACCGCCCCACCCCCACCUGCUGCCCACCUCCCCGGCAGCGCCCUUCCCUGCCCAGGCUUUCGAGUGCCCUGUUGCCACUGCCGCUGCCCCCCAUACCCCAGGGGCAUGUCCGAGCCCCCACCUGCCCUCUACCAGCAUGCCACUCCUAAAGAUACCCCCACCAUUCCCGGGGUGCAGCCACCCCUGUAGCGGGCACUGCAGUGGGCACUGCAGCGGGCCUCUCCUCCCGCCGCCAGGCUCUCAGCAGCUCCCCAGCGCUCACAGCAGAGACCCCGGCUGCAAGGGGCACAAGUUUACACACAGUGGCCUGGCGUGCCAGCUACCCCAGCCCUGUGAGGCGGAUGAGGGGCUGGGCGAGGAAGAGGAUAGCAGCUCAGAGCGCAGCUCCUGCACCUCAUCCUCCACCCAUCAGAGAGAUGGGAAGUUCUGUGACUGCUGCUACUGUGAGUUCUUCGGCCACAAUGCGCCACCCGCUGCCCCGACGAGUCGGAAUUAUACCGAGAUCCGGGAGAAGCUCCGCUCGAGGCUGACCAGGCGGAAAGAGGAGCUGCCCGUGAAGGGGGGAGCCCUGGGCGGGAUCUCUGGGGAGCCCACCGUGGACCACCGAGAUGUGGAUGAGCUACUGGAAUUCAUCAACAGCACGGAGCCCAAAGUCCCCAACAGCGCCAGGGCCGCCAAGCGGGCCCGGCACAAGCUGAAAAAGAAGGAGAAGGAGAAGGCCCAGUUGGCAGCAGAAGCCCUGAAGCAGGCUCAUCACGGUGUUGCUGGAAGCCGAGAGCCAAGGCCUGCCAGAGAGCGGCUCUUGGAGUGGCCUGACCGGGAGUUGGACCGAGUCAACAGCUUCUUGAGCAGCCGUCUGCAGGAGAUCAAGAACACUGUCAAGGAUUCCAUCCGGGCCAGCUUCAGCGUCUGUGAGCUCAGCAUGGACAGCAAUGGCUAUGUGAAGGACGGGGCUGCUGAGUCUGAUCCCCCAAGUCGGCUCCCCUCAAACAUCAAUGGCUCCUCAGAGCAACGGCCUGACAUCAACCUUGACCUGUCCCCCUUGACUUUGGGCUCCCCCCAAAACCACACGUUGCAAGCUCCAGGCGAGCCAGCCCCACCGUGGGCAGAAAUAAGAGGCCCCCACCCACCAUGGACAGAAGUGAGGGGCCCCCCUCCCGGUAUUGUACCAGAGAACGGCCUAGUGAGGAGGCUCAACACCGUGCCCAACCUGUCCCGGGUGAUCUGGGUCAAGACACCCAAGCCAGGCAAUCCCAGCUGCGAGGACCCAAGCCCAAAGGCGAUCUCUGGUUGUAAGCAGGAGCUGCCUGAGCCUGUGGCCUCAGGUGGGAAGCCACGGAAGGGCAAGAGACAGGGCAGUCAGGCCAAGAAGAGCGAGGCAAGCCCGUGCCCCCGGCCCCCGGCCAGCCUAGAGUCUCCCAGUGCCAAGGGCCAGACCCCAGGCACCAAGCAGCCAGGCAAAGUCCUAGAACCUCCUAAAAUGGGCAGCUGUUCUGAGUCUGCAGAGGGGAGCCGGGGGAACCGGCCAGGACCAGGCUGGAUGGGCAGCCCCAAAGCCGAGAAGGAGAAGGGCAGCUCCUGGCGAAACUGGCCCAGUGACACAGUUAAAGCUCGUCCUGCAGAGCAGGAAUCGGUGCAGCCCCCAGGCCCAGCGAGGCCACAGAGCCUGCUGCAGGGCAAGGGCCGCAGCCGCCGGAGUCGCAACAAGCAGGAGAAGUCAGCCUCCUCCUUGGACGAUGUGUUCCUGCCCAAGGACAUGGACGGGGCGGAGAUGGAUGAGACUGACCGGGAAGUGGAGUACUUCAAGAGGUUCUGUUUGGAUUCUGCAAAACAAACACGUCAGAAAGUUGCUGUGAACUGGACCAACUUCAGCCUCAAGAAAACCACUCCCAGCACAGCUCAGUGAGCUCCUCCCAGGUCAAGCUCCUUCAGGGUGUUCUGAGACCGCAACUGCCAGCUGAAGGUCUACAGUUUCUCCCUCCACAUGCCCCAUCCACCUGCCCGACUACCCUGCUCCCCACCAUCCUGGACCAACCCAAAGCUGAAUGGAUGCUGGACUGUGCUGGGGCCCCCCUGGCCCUCUGCAGAACUGCUUCCUGGUGCUAUGCAGCCUCCACACUCAGAGCCUGGGACUGGGCUGGCCUGCGGGCUGGGGGCUGAUGGUACUGCUGGCCCAAUACUGCUCUCUUUGUGUUUGGUUUUUGUUUUUGUUUUUUCAAUUCUUUACUUUUGAUACUGUGAAGAUCUUUCAUGCUGAAAGAUAAAGCAACAUUUGGACACAGA
Echinops telfairi (small Madagascar hedgehog) is the source of this 3720-nucleotide messenger RNA. It is a transcript of the gene FAM193B, whose product is annotated as family with sequence similarity 193 member B. Bases 971 to 3343 code for a protein of 790 amino acids. The record is from RefSeq and is a predicted model, not a curated record. Lineage: Eukaryota; Metazoa; Chordata; Mammalia; Afrosoricida; Tenrecidae. The transcript has 11 exons. Gene Ontology annotation, cellular component: cytoplasm; nucleus.